CUGUGCUUCUUCUUCCACUUACUUAGGUCCGGCCUGAGAGAGAGGGAGGAUGGCUACGGGAGCACAGCCAGGAGUACGACGCCACAACGCCGUCCGAAUGACACUCCAGAACAGCGGAGAAGGGGGCAGCGAUGCUAGUGGUCCCCCCCAGGUGGCACAAGGGGCGAAGGGCGCAGCCGUAAGGGGCGCCGCAGAGCCAGCAGCUACUGGGGGGGCAAGCAAUGCUGCUGCCCCCAAUGUCAACAGGAGAGUGACAGAUGAGGACCGCAGCAGACCCAGACGGGACCGCUCCAGCGACCUGCUGCGGUCCCUCAUAGAGGAUUUCUCCCUCCGCGACGCCGGGGGCGCCUCUCCCCCCCAACACACGUGGGUGAGUUCUUCUGGAAGCUCUUCUUCGAGAAUCGAUUUGUUUCUGCUCUCCCCAGGCCUGGGGGUGCCCGCUUAUUCCAUCCAGGCGGUGCACUUCUCGGACCACCACAUGGUGACCGUGUCCACAAAGACCCGCAGCUCAACCAACCCCUCUAAUACGACGGCCUUAAUGUGUUUCUUAAGCGCCUGUCAAGAAACCGCAAUACCAAACUGUUCAGCCAAUAACAAAAGGCCGCAGCAGGACCAUCGGGUGGACCCGGAGGACAAGGCCGAGGAGCAGGCAGACGGGGGACCCGAGGACCUCCCUCCAACGACGGCGGCGGCACCCGGAUCCAGCGAGACCAGCUUCUUGGAUCAACGCCUGGUGCCAUCUGCCGGAAGGGAGGUUCCACUGCGCCUUGUGGAGCUGACUUCCGACCAGCUCCCUUGGUGCGGCAACGUUUGGUCCCCCUUGGAAGGACCAACAUCACUUAGCGCUGUACCUGUGCUUCUUCUUCCACUUACUUAG
Molecule: messenger RNA, 877 nt
Organism: Anguilla anguilla (European eel)
Lineage: Eukaryota; Metazoa; Chordata; Actinopteri; Anguilliformes; Anguillidae
Exons: 3
Coding region: 50-877 (275 amino acids)
Source: RefSeq, a predicted model, not a curated record